Messenger RNA from Gopherus evgoodei (Goodes thornscrub tortoise), 5610 nucleotides. It is a transcript of the gene TMTC2, whose product is annotated as transmembrane O-mannosyltransferase targeting cadherins 2. The record is from RefSeq and is a predicted model, not a curated record. Gene Ontology annotation, cellular component: endoplasmic reticulum membrane. NCBI's taxonomy places the organism in Eukaryota, Metazoa, Chordata, Testudines, Testudinidae. Gene Ontology annotation, biological process: protein O-linked glycosylation via mannose. Gene Ontology annotation, molecular function: protein binding; mannosyltransferase activity. The transcript is spliced from 12 exons. Bases 422 to 2932 code for a protein of 836 amino acids.
GCGGCUCUCGCAGUUCAGCAGCGAGGGGGGCUUUGGCUGGAGCCAAUGAAGAGUCACUGAGCUGCGCCCGGGUUGGCGGCACAGGCACUCCGGGCGGAGGAAGAGCAGCGGCCGCUCCGGUUCCCGCUCCCCGAACUGCCAUGGGUUAAAGGGAGAAGCGGAGAGCGAGGAACAAUAAACCUGCGGCUGCCGCCGGUGCGGAGCGCGGCUCCAGCUGCUGCCCGAGGGCGAGGCGGAGAAGGAGGAUGCCGGGCGCGCCGAGCUGAGCCCGGAGCCGAGAAGUGGCCUGAGCCUGGCGGGGAGGAGGAAGAAGUGAGGCGAGCGAGGGGUAGGGGGGGUGGAUGCUUUUUGUCGCUGCCCCGGUGCCGGAGCAGCAGCAGCAGCGGCGGCGGCGGCUGCAGGGGAAGGAGGCGGAGGAGAGAUGAUCGCAGAGUUGGUGAGCGGCGCCCUGGGGCUCGUCCUGUAUCUCAACACCCUGGGGGCGGAUUUCUGCUACGAUGACAGCCGAGCCAUCAAGACAAACCAGGAUCUUCUGCCAGAAACCCCCUGGACUCACAUAUUCUACAAUGAUUUUUGGGGAACUCUCCUAACCCACAGCGGGAGUCACAAGUCCUACCGUCCUCUCUGCACACUCUCCUUUCGCAUUAACCAUGCCAUUGGAGGCAUGGAUCCUUGGAGCUACCACCUUGUAAAUGUCCUGUUACACACUGCAGUCACUGGGCUUUUCACAAACUUCUCCAGAAUCUUGUUUGGGGAUGGAUAUUGGACCUUAAUCGCAGGCCUGCUGUUUGCGUCUCAUCCCAUCCACACCGAAGCAGUGGCAGGAAUUGUGGGGAGGGCUGACGUUGGAGCCUGCUUUUUUUUUCUGCUCUCAUUGAUGUGUUACGUUAAACAUUGCUCUACAAGAAGCUACUCAACCAGCACUUGGGGCUGGAUCUUGGGGACAGGACUCUGUGCUGGCUGCAGCAUGUUGUGGAAGGAGCAAGGAGUGACUGUUCUAGCAGUUUCAGCAGUUUAUGAUGUCUUUGUGUUUCACAGGCUGAAAAUGAACCAAAUCAUUCCUUCUAUAUAUAAAAGGAAGAAUUUGUCCCUUUUCUUCAGCAUUGGUUUAUUGACUUUCUGGGGGACUGCACUGCUGGGUGUCCGCUUGUACUGGAUGGGCAACAAGCCACCAAGCUUUUCCAACUCUGACAACCCAGCAGCUGACUCAGACAGUUUUCUUACACGCACUCUGACCUUUUUUUACUUACCGACCAAGAACCUCUGGCUGUUGCUGUGCCCGGACACCCUCAGCUUUGAUUGGUCUAUGGAUGCUGUACCUCUUCUUAAAACAGCCAGUGACUGGAGGAAUCUACACACUGUGGCCUUCUAUGCUGGACUCCUCCUCCUUGCCUACUCUAGCUUGAAGAGUUCCAGUAAUAAGAGAGAAUGCAAUGGGAAAACUGUAAUGAAUGGCAAGCAGAAUACUAAUGGGCAUAGCUGCCACUCUGACAUGGAGUACAAGAGUUUGGAGCUGAAGUCCAGCUUUGCCUCAAAAGAAGAGAAUGGCAUAAAAAAACGUGUAAUUCAGAGACCUCAGCUUCCUUCAACUGAGAACAUUGUACUUCUGUCUCUGUCUUUGUUAAUAGUGCCCUUUGUUCCUGCCACAAACCUAUUUUUCUAUGUAGGCUUUGUAAUAGCAGAGCGUGUACUCUAUAUUCCUAGUAUGGGCUUCUGCCUGCUGAUUACAGUGGGUGCCAGGUCCCUUUAUGUCAAAGCCCAAAAGCGCUUUCUAAAGAACUUUAUUUUUUGUGCCACUGCUGCAUUAAUUCUUUUCUAUGGACUCAAGACUGUUGUCAGGAACGAGGACUGGCAGAAUGAGGAGAUGCUGUAUAGGUCAGGGAUAAAAGUAAACCCAGCUAAAGCUUGGGGUAACCUUGGAAAUGUUCUCAAGAGCCAGAGCAAGAUUUCAGAAGCUGAAAGCGCCUAUAGAAAUGCCUUGUACUACCGCAGCAACAUGGCUGAUAUGCUUUAUAAUUUAGGAUUACUGCUGCAGGAAAACAGCAGGUUUUCAGAAGCACUACAUUACUAUAAAGUGGCAAUUGGUAGCAGACCCACAUUAGCUUCUGCCUAUUUAAAUACUGGUAUUAUCCUGAUGACUCAAGGAAAGACUGAGGAAGCCAGGAGGACGUUCCUGAAGUGUUCAGAGAUCCCUGAUGAAAAUUUGAAAGAUCCUCAUGCUCACAAGAGCUCUGUUACCAGUUGCCUUUAUAACUUAGGAAAACUCUUUCAUGAACAAGGACAUUAUGAGGAUGCCCUUAUGGUUUACAAGGAAGCAAUACAGAAAAUGCCAAGGCAGUUUGCACCACAAAGCUUAUACAAUAUGAUGGGAGAAGCCUACAUGAGACUGAGCAAGUUGCCUGAAGCAGAACAUUGGUAUAUGGAGUCGUUGCGAUCCAAGACUGACCACAUCCCAGCACAUCUCACAUACGGGAAACUUCUGGCUCUAACGGGCCGCAAGAGUGAGGCAGAAAAGUACUUCUUGAAGGCUAUUCAGCUGGAUCCUACCAAAGGCAAUGGUUACAUGCACUAUGGUCAGUUUCUCCUAGAAGAAUCCCGCCUGAUAGAAGCAGCUGAAAUGGCAAAGAAGGCAGCUGAGCUGGACAAUACAGAGUUUGAUGUUGUCUUCAAUGCAGCCCAUAUGCUCAGGCAAGCCAGUCUCAAUGAAGCAGCGGAGAAGUAUUAUGAAAUGGCAGCAGGAUUGAGACCUAAUUAUCCGGCUGCCCUGAUGAAUCUUGGAGCCAUUCUUCAUCUCAAUGGUAAACUCAGAGAUGCUGAAGCAAACUACCUCCGUGCUCUCCAAUUUAAGCCAGAUGAUGUCAUCACACAGUCAAAUCUUCGCAAACUGUGGAAUAUCAUGGAAAAACAAGGUUUAAAGACGUCUAAAACAUGACAAAGAAAAAAUUUCUUUUUCUUUAAAUUGACUCAAAUCCAGAACAAAACUUCCAGAAAGUUAUCUGAUCAAAGCUCUCAUUGGACUUGACUGCAAGGGUCAGGGGAUCUUAUUUGCUGCUAGCAGAACCUAUUCUGGUUUUUGGCAUAACUUUUGUUGCCAGAAAAAUAAAGGGAGAUUCUUUGGAUGGUUCACAAAGGACUCAACUAUUACAAAAAAUAAAAUAAAAAAUAAAACCAUAGCACUUAAAGGAGGGUAUUUUGGCAUAACUUGACAAGUUAUCACAGUUAAUCCCAUAUUACUCUUUUUAAUUUGAGUUCUUGAAAAUUAUACUGUCCUGAAAACACUAAGGGAGAACUGUAUAGCAUACACCCAGCCACAUGGGAGUAAAAAAGAUAAUACUAGCUUAAAGUAUUUGCUGAGACUGUAACUCAUUAAAAUGUAUGCUAAAUCCAAUGUGUUUGCAGUUUGUCUUAAUGCUGCUGUAUCUCUCUUUAGGACCACCUGCUUAUCAAUUUCAGACUGACACAAGCAUUUUUUUUAAAUACCUGUCACUUGCGAUUAGAUGACAGUAUUGACAGUUGUUUACUGACAAGUGCACGAUUGUCUCCGACUGUUAAGAGUUUUGAUGUAGUUUACUUCAGAUACUCAGUUGAGUAUGAUUUGCUUUGCCUGUCCUAGACGGAACAAGCAAGGACCAGUUCAGUGUGUGACAUUGGACCAGUAUAAAAGAAUCUGGAAGCUGUCACUAAUGUCAUGAAUUAUCCAUAUUUACACAGAAAACAUGUUUGCCCUGAUAUCAGAAAAGUGCGGUCAGGCUGUAACCUUAAAAAGAAAUUCUUUUUGACCUUAUAGAACACUGUGUUUUACUCCUUUCACGUUACUGUCAGAUAAGUCCUGUUUUCAACUGAACAUCUAGAUGCUGUUCAGCUUGCAUUAUUUUUGCAAGAAUUUAACCAGAGUGAGUUUGGAAGUGUUGUUACUUAGAAAUGGUACAAAUGAAGCUUAUCAGAAUUUUUUUUUAAAAACAGAGCUUUUUGUAAUGUGCUGCCAAGACAGCAACUAGUUAAAGGGACUGACUUUGAGAAGCUAGCGGAGAAUCUGGACAACAUUGUAGACUAACAGGAGUGUGUAACGAUGGUUGCCAAUUAUUCUGAGUAUUUUUGACAAUAGUGUUCAUUUUUAAAACUAUUUUCUACUUGGAGUCUAACCAAAUAUUAUGAAUCCAUUUUGUUUUCUGACAUGCACAGUUACAACACAGUUGUUACAUAUCUAGCUUUUUUAUUAUUUUUAUUUGGGAUCAUUAUUGUUUUAUUCUUCAUAAAAAUAAUUAUAAAAUAAUUUAUUUUAAGCUACAGCCUAUUGAAGCUUUAGUCUAUGUUUUCCCAAACCAUCUGGUAACUGCUUUCUUUUGUUGGAAAAAAGUACAAGAAUUUACUUUUUCAUUUAAUGACCUGUUGAUAUCUGCUUCAAUGUUCAUUUCACAAGUGGUAAAUAUCACAUUAUGUGAUGGAGCACCUUUAACUGAAGCAACUUCUUCAGGCUCUGUUAAAACCUUUUAUCAUGAAAAAUCCUUUUUUCUUUUUUAACUGUAGAGCACCAUUCCAUUGCUGUGUACUUCUGGGAGAAUAGUUUGCUGUAUGGUAUUUAUUUAUUUAUUAUUCAACUGCAGCAGCAUUUUCUUUCAUUAAGCCAGUAGUCUGCAACUGUUGCUAUCUUCUUCAUUUGGCUUUUGCUGCAUUUUUUUGUGGGUAGCAUGUGUACUUAAAGGGAAAUGUGACAACUGCAUUUAUUGUACAUUCUCCCCAUACACACUGCAGUUUUAGAUCUGUAUUAAAGGAUAUUGAGGAGUAACUAUUUCGAAGUUGGUAUAGUCACAAUUUGUUAUAGUGUUUUGUCUUUUUCUCUCCAGUUAGCAAUGCUAUGUUUUAAUGACUAGGUUCACAAUGGGGAUGCCAAAAGGGCUGCAUUUUUUUUCUUAAGAAAGUGUCAAACCUUUUGUCAAAUAACGAUAUGGCUGUGAAAGCAACAUGGAAUGCUUAGAAGUUGAAUUUCAGCUUUUUCAUCAUCGCCCGUUGAAGCCAAUGGUAAAAAUAAAAUGGUAUCUGGAAUUUAUUCUCCACCUUUCACUGCGUUUCUGAAAAAUUGUAAAAAUAAAUUAGAUAUUAGGCUCUGACUGAAUUCAGUAUAUAACUGUGGUAUUCUGCAGCUUUAUUUAUUUCAAGUCAUCAAACUUUGGUGAUCAUAACUUGUCACUAUAUUCUUUGUCUCUCCCUUUUUAACAUGUGUUCAUUCUUGUUUAGUGGUUAUUCAUUGCACAACAGAGUGACACUCAUAGGUGAUAUAUUUUCAUGGUAGCAUUGAUAACUGUCUGUUUAAAAAAAAACACUAAAAGAGAACUAAUGGAAGUUUAACAAGAAUGUCCCUGAACACAUUUCAAUAUAGGGCCUAACUUUCUUCUUUUGGAAUCAUUUAAAAAUGUAUUUAAAAUAUGUGUCUCUGCUCAGGGAUUUAUGGUGGAUUAUUGCAGACAGUGCUAAAAAAAUAAAAGAGCACAAGGGAAGUUUACUCAAUUAAAUUUUUAUUUUUUGAAAAACUGUUAUUUGUAUAAAUUAUCAAGAUUUGUAGGCUUUCCUUUUUGUAGAAAUAAUUGUUUGUGCCAGCUAAGAGAAUUUCAA